Messenger RNA from Moneuplotes crassus, 956 nucleotides. The record is from the annotation of a GenBank genome assembly. NCBI's taxonomy places the organism in Eukaryota, Ciliophora, Spirotrichea, Euplotida, Euplotidae.
UUGAUUGUUUUGCUCUAAUAAUAUACUUUUGGUCUAUACAAAAUAUGAGAAGAAUUUGGAGGUUAAUGUUUCAUCUCAAUUAAAAUAUGUUAUCCAAAUGUAAAAAUCAUACAGUUUAGAAACAUCGGUGGUACAGAAACACAUGAAAGUUAAUGAUAAGAUUUCAGAUGAUGUUUACUACAAUAUUUAUUCAAAGGAAUGAGAGAAAAAGAUAGUUCAGACCAAAUCUGUUGAUGAUAAGGAGAUAUACUCCCAUAUUGAUCUGAGUUUAAAUAGAUACAAAAAUAUCCAAUUUAUGGGGGCUUUGCAACCAAUUUCUUUAAUGAAUACAGAGUCACUAUUGCUAACAAUGAUGAAAAGUAAAAGCAAAAAUCUUUCUAAAUUUCUAUGCUCUUCUGUUCCUCAGAAAGUAUCAGAAGUAAUUUUUAGUUCUUGUAUCAAGGAAAGAUUUUUGUUCUCUAAGUACUUUAAUCAGACCAUGAGAUCCAGCUCCAAAAUUCAAACAGAUGCAUGCUUUGCUGAGUUUGCAAUUAGUUUUCGUCAAUUAAGAAGAUUAAUAAGUGCAUACAGACAUGUUGAGUAUUUAUAUCUUCAAAAUUGCAAAUUAUCAAUCCCUGUUGUUCCCGAUUUCUCUCAAUCUCUCAAGAACGCCAAGAUCAUUAAGCUAGAUAUAUCCGAAUCAGGACUCAAAAGAGCCAGUGAUUGGAAGAUUAACCCUCUCGAACUCGAUAACCUGAUUAAGGGUUUAACCACAUCUGAAGAUUUAAGAAGGACUCUCAUAAAAAUAAGAUUAGAGGAUGACAUCAGAGAGAAUAGCUCCAUUUGCCAGAUUCUUCAUGAAAGAGGGUUUCAUAAAACUAAAGUAACUCCUCACCUCUAACCCUCCCUUCCACUUCCCCUCCCCCAAAUCCCAUUCAUCAGUUAACCUCCUUCCUCUUCCGUCUCUCUAAAUCCUC